AUGGCGCGCAAGCUGGGCGAGCGGCUCGAGGAGCUGGCGGCCUUCCUGGCGCACCAGCACGCCGUGGACAGCGUGGAGGAGACGCUGGACCACCUGCAGACGGAGAUCGCGGACGCCAUGGUGCGCUCGCGGGCCUCGGCGCAGCAGUGCACCAUCCUCCUCUUCCAGAGCGCGGAGCCGCCCAGUCUGCUGCGCUUCCUGGCCGCCAGCGCGGACUUCGCCGACGACUCGCGCAAGAGGGAGAUCUGCGCGGCAAGAGGCCUCGUGCUGGAGCUGCUGGCGUCCUUCCUCAAGGCCUACGGGGACCACAGGGCGCUCACCAAGCAGCACGUGGUGGACACGUACAAGGCCUGCCAGCAGACGGCGCGCGCCGACCCGUUCAACCGCGUCAAAGCCCACGCAUUAGAGGGACAAAUGCUCGAGGUAAUCGGCCACUUGGUGGAGAAGUUCCCGCAAGAUAUGGAGGAAGCGGCAGCCCCGCUGCUAAGUUGGAGUGAAGACGCACUGGAGAAGCAGUUUUCCAGCAAUGCGCCCGAGAUGAUGAUGGUGAAUGGGCUACUGUUUGCGCUGGCUCGGCUGCUCGAGUGUGAUCCUGAACGCUACAAGGGAGAUGAGGGUUUGCGCAAGAAGAUUUACUCGCAUUUGUUGACAGUUUUUGCCACGACUGUGAGCGGGAAUCUCUCACGGUACCACGUGACAAACUCGUCUGAAAUUUUCCUGGCGAAGCACGCGCACAUGUUUCACCAAGAGAUUGGCCCAAGUGGCCACGUGUGGUUUACGUACAUGAAAUUUUGCUGCAUGAGUGAGAACAAAACGGUCAAAGAGCAUGCGUUCGCGUGCUCGAAUGCAGUUUUUCAAGCCUUGAAUGCGUACUUGGCGGGGUCAAAAGACGACACGCGGAAGAAGUGCUUGAACAAGAUUUUGAAAGAGGUCCUACCGGUUGUGAGUGAUCCUGCCGCUGGUACGACGAUGAUGGCAUUCGCAGUUCAAUGUCUUGGGUGGCUCGCUCGAUCGAUCUACGUAUAUCUUGGGCCGAAAGGUUACAGCAAGAUUGAAGAUAAACUAAAAACGUUUGGCGAGACACUAUUGGCACUGGAUGCAAAGGCAACAGCGUGGAGAUGGCCACUUGUUUCCCAAUAUGUGCAAUGCGUUGGACAUUUCGUUCAAGAGCAUACUUGGGGAUACGUUUCAACAUUGACAUUUGGCACAUGCUUUGUUGCCGUAAAGCGUCGUGAUGUUCCACUAGAUCAAGGCUACGUCAAGUUCGUAGGGGACGUGUUAUGCCAUUUAAUGGCAGCAUAUCCUCAGUGCCUUUGGAAGUCGAAAGUUGUGGUUCACAAGUCGGUUAUCGUGGUAUUUGCCGCAUUGUCAAAGUGGACAGUGAUCGAUUCUCUCGUUGAUCGAUUUAUGCUUCACACACUGAUGCUGAGCAUCUCGAACGUCACGGACCCGGAUCAAGCGGUGAGGGGCUAUCUUACCAAAGAGAAAUUAUUUGAGAAAUGUCCUGACUGUCUGAUUUUUUUAUUCUAUGCACUGCAGGUUAUUUAUCACCCCGACACGGGCGAGUUGGUGACAAACCUUCUAUACGAUUACGAAGGAUUCUGGUUGGCUUUGCUUCGUCGCCGCACUAAAGCGCUUGGAGAUACACCGGUAGAAACAUCUACCAGUAGCGACGAUGUUGAGAUGAAGGAGCCUACGGAUGCCGGGAGAUCUUUGCAAGCGAUGCUUUUCGAUUCGACAGUAAAGCAAGUCGUUGGUAUCAUUAGCCAGCUUAAUCUGUCCUACCAGUUCGAUCUGCAAUCAACCAACAACGGGAAGAAUGCGACUGGAUACACGCCAAUCGUUCCACGCGAUCACUCGAUUAUGCUCAACCUGACGGAGUUUAUUGAGAGAGUGCUUGGUAAAUUGCCGAGGUCGCUGUUACACCCAUGGAUCCCCCCUCUUAUGCAACAAGUGUUUGUUUUGGCUUCCAAGUUGCCGCUGGUUUCAAGCUUUUACCGAAUUGCUACAGUUCUUGUUACGGCCAUUGAUGACCUAAAAGACUUCGAAGCCACACCGUAUUUCGACGGAUAUGACUCCGAUCGUCAGGCGCGGUUUCGUGAUGACCUUACGCGGUUCCUUCAACGGGUUUGUGCUCAAGCGCGCUUCUACCAGGAUGAAUUGCUUUUGACGAGUGCUGAGUUUGUUUUGGCAGCACCAAUAGGAUUGACAGCCCUUGAAGCUCUGAUUGAUGUCGUAGGAGCAAUCUUGGAGCUUGGGAGAUCCUACCUCCCCGCUGCGAUUGUCGCCAUUGGAGGAUUGGAACGUUGGCAAAAGCACUGCCCAGACAAGCUGGAAGAAGCGAUUUUGGAAGUCGUGCCGCUACUCGCAGCAUAUCUGGAUCAAGAUGGGCUAAGCAGCGAUGAUGUGUCUUUGGUGAAAGCAAUCGGGAAAAGCAGACUGACUACCGAUCCUAGAGCAGAAUCCGACCUCGCUCAGCUACAGCGCCGCAUCUUGUUACUUUUGGGAAAGUGUGGCGGCAAAGUAUCGCUGAUGAUAAGCGAACCUCCUUCGGUUGCCAAUGCUAGUGGUAGCAUGGGAAGUGUUUCGUCACCAUUUUUUCGGUUGGAGCUUCAACUUAGCGAGGUAGCAUUGUCACUGGCGAUGGAUCCUAUCAUCUCACAUCUCGGAGACUUAGCAGCCAACAGUUCCGUCCGGCGCGUGAAAGCAAGCGCGAGUGAAGGCUAUCAUGCUUUGGUUUGUUAUUUAUGUGGCAAAACGACGACGCAUCCACAUGCAGCGGGCAAGAAAACAGUAUUUUACGAUCUGUGGCGAGGGAUAUUUCCACGUGUUUUGCGUUUAGCUACGGACCCAGAGAAGAUUUGCAGAUCACUAUUCGAGCCAUUGCUUUUUCAGCUGCUUCGUUGGCUUGCAUCGAAUAGCGACACAUUUCCGUUCGAGUACGCAAGCAUGCUGGACGAGUUGACCCGUAGUUUAUCGGAUCCGGAGACUGCCGUCCGUACGAUGUCAGCUCGGAGCAUUGCGAGUCUCCUCUCACGGGCCCUCGAAGAUACAUCUGCUCAGGUUAAGGUCGAAGAAAUCUUCGAGAGAGUAUUUUCGUUGUGCCGCCAUCCUGGUGCUGUGCAGCGCAGUGGAGCCGCCGCCUCCAUUAGCUAUUUCCUUCGAUCCUUAAAUGACGAAGAUGGAGCAGUGCUGACAAAGUUUGCGAUGCCGUGCCUGAAGAACCUUCUGUAUGCCCUGCGCUUGUGCCAUUCUGAUGCUCAGAACAACACAGAUGUAUCACGGGACGUCAUUUCGAAAGCUGUUAUGAAGAUUGAACGUGGAAUAUGUCGCUUCCCGCAACUCUUUCUGAAAGGGAAAGGGAAGACAACCUCGCGACAGGAUGCUGCGAUUGAAGGAGGUAGCAUCCUUCAGCAAACGACAAUUUGGCUGUUCCAGCAGGUUGGUGCGCGUGAAGUUCUCUUUCGACGUUUAUGUCGACAGCUUUUCAUGUCAUUCAGCGGAUUGGUCGACAAGUCGAGUUCCGAAUGGAUCGAUCAUUAUGCGUCAACGCACGGCAACGAUUCUGUUAAGGUCGUGCUAACGCCGAUGAGCUCACUAGCUCACGCGCUACCCGACAUGUCAGUUGAGUGGUUGGAACAGUUGUCUGCAUCCAUUGAGAGUUACGUAUGGUGCGUCAAGUUGCUAGGGCCGAAGGCAGAUGACUUCUUUAAGCUUCGUUCGGUGGAUUCGCGACAAGAAAAAAUGAAGCGAAAGCACACGCAUACCACGGCGGAUACAAGUGAACGCAGCUGCCAGCAUAUACUAUCAUGGGCGAUUGGGCAUUUCUUAAAACAUGGAAAUCCUUGGGAGGGCUCGCUGAUGCCGUCACACUGGAUUGCAGCAUAUGCAUCGGUUUUAGCAUCGCUGUGCAGCUGUAUCAAGUCUUUUAUGAGCUGUGGCACUGAAAUUCUUCGGGAUGUUGCUGACGUGGAUAGCCAGACCUUCCGUUCUGCUGUGGUUGAGAAACUUCUCCAGACACUACUGCAUCGCGAUGAUGAUUGGGCAACUGAUGCAAGCUCUUUUGACGAAAUUGAAGACUUCUGUGCUGGCGUUGUGGUACGGAGCGAAGAGUGGGCCCAUCAAAUGCAGGAAUCGGUGGACACGUUGCUUUCAAGUUUAUCACCGUGCCUUGCCGACGUGAACAGCAAUGAAGCUUUUGCCAACCAUGCAAGGACCAUCCAGAGACUGUCCUUAUUUGGAAGCAAGGUUUUAAGUACUCAGAUUAUAAGUCAUCCCGUAGCGGACAAGCACGCGACGACGUUUGCUCUCGUAGCAAAGAAGACACUCCAAUAUGGGCAGUACUUACCUGACAACUACGCCGUGGCAAUUGUGGCUCUGAAGGCUGCAGCUGCGUGCGGCUGGAAAAUUGUUGACAUAUUCGUGAGCCCUGCUGAUCGACAAGUGUACGGCCCAGUACUCAACGAUGUGAUUCACUUCAUUCCUACGCUUGCUGUGUGGAAGUGGAGUGCUAGUGAGUUGGUUUCAUUGUCACUGACAAAUGACUACGUGGUCAACGUUCUGGCCGAUGUCCUGCAUCAAGUGACCAGCUUUAAAGUCUACCCGGCAAAGUUGAGCGAAUGGGAUGUGUUCACUAAAACCUUAGUGGUGAAUAUCAAGCAAUUCAUCAAGAAUUUAGAGACUGUCAAAGCGGACACGCAGCGGACGCUUUCACUACUGCGAGUUCUCCGAUAUUUUUUGGAGCUGUGCCAGCAGUGCUCCGAAGACCUGGUCGGGGCUGUGCGCAUCGGGCCGAUCCCGGAUAUCCGGGAUGCCAUUAUUUCUCUUCUCAAGGAGCGUGGAUGCAGCUACCUAGUGAAAGCUGAAAUUUUGCAGAUGUUGUCUCUGAUGGGGCCCACUUCGAGACUGGUUGCAAGCGACCAACAGUCUUCAAAUCCGAUUCUAGAGUGUCUCGUGGCGUUCGUUUAUGAUGAGUUUCCGAUCGUCUCGACAGAUGUCUCUCGUGGAUCGAAGAAUUACGAUGUGUUCCACUUGUUAUUUCCAGAGCUAUUGGGUGUUAUCGAGCGAAGCAAUUCAGUUGCAUACCUUAAAAUUAUUUACCCAAGCCUGAAGGAAGCCGAUAAACAUCUUUUCAGGGCUGAAAUCAAGCAGAUGCUGGCAAGAUUCUCGAUCGCACUAGGAGGCACUGUGGAAUCUGGCGUCUCAAACAGCAGCGACAGAGUACGACUACAAUUGGGAGCUCUCUUGGAUGUGUUGCUGGAUCCUGCGCUAGAAGUUGCCAUUCGAAAAACACUGCUAGAAGAAGUGUUUACGCCUCUGAUUGAGUGUCAAACUGAAGACACAUUACAACGGUUUUACUUGAUGGAGAGCACAACGAAGAAGUCAACCGUCAUUGGCGUGCUUGCAGCGCUGAUUUCGACUUCGGCUGAGGUCACAACCGGAGGGAGCCGCAUAGGCGUGUUCGUGACGUUUUCUUUGGUUGAAGUCCUGUAUCGACUAAUGGAUCCCGAGGUUGUUCGGACCGACAUUAACUCGGCUUUUCUGGGUCACAAAAACGGAAAGGGCCGCGAAUUUACAAUGCUGGUGUGCAAAUGUGCGAGCAAAAUGGUAACCAAGGCAUACGGAGACACCGACGAGCUCAUUCGCUUGGCAUGUUGUGCAGCCUACAGCUGUCUGCUGACCGCCGUGUCACGGACACAAAAGCAAGAGAAGUUCUUCGACCAAAUUCUGUUCCAGCCAGCACUUUGGAGCAAUAUCCUAGACCUCUCACAUAGUUAUGAGCUGCCAGCUGAGACGGAGAAGUUUGCUACGAUACCUCUUUCAAGCUUGUCUGCGGUUUCACUGCAAGCGCACAGUGACCCCAAUGUAUCAGGAAGCUCCAAACCAAAACGAAAUGGACCCGCUGCGUUACAGUUCUUUACUUCAAGUAGCUUGAGCAUGGACGCGGACACCAUGGGAGCAUCUGCCAUGACUGUGCCUUUGGAUAUUGAUCAGAUGACUGCUGAUUAUCAGAACGUUGAGAUCGAACUAGAUGAAUUCAACCGGCACCCUUGCAUGAUUCCACUGGUGCGCGUGCUGAUGCAAAUGAAAGCGGACUUUGGUACUACGUGGGGAGAAAAGGCAAUGCCUGGCUGGAUGAAGAAGAUAUUUGAUGUGCUUGUCGGCUCUUCAACUCCUCUGAAUGUGCGCUUAUUCUUAAGCAAGGUGGUGUUGAAUGUCCCGGGAGUAUUUGAGAUGUACGCAUCGUCAUGGCUACCUGCGGUCAUGGAAACCCUUCUCGACGCGACUAGUGGUCAAAAGACCCCCGAAUUCAGCUACCUUUUGCGGGAUGGUUGUAAUCUGAUGCUGGAUAGCUGGAAGAAUAUUGCGGUCUCACCUCCCAAGGCCACAGCUGACCGCUUUAUUAACGAGCUAAUCAAGCUCUGCCCAAACCGGAAUAAUAUAAUUCGGGACAGCAAUCUGCUGUUGAUAACGGAUUUGCUAGCGAUUUGGAAGGAUUUGGUGAGUAUCGAGGUGGAUCUUCUCAAGAAGUACAUCUACUCGGAUGAUGAUGAUGGCAGGAUGAAGUCGUCAAAGCAAUUUACUGCCCUCCAAAUUGUCAGUGCUUUGCUAAGUGCUGGACUAGCGGACACGUUAACAUCCGAAGAAGAGGAACAAACCAUCGAGGAUGGAAUUUUGCUGGUGAUGAAGAGCAGGACUACAUCAUUGUACACCCUGGCAUCAGAAGUCGGUGGGCUCUACUUGCAGAGUGCAAAUCCUUUGCAGGGCGACGAGUUCAUGUGCAAGUUGACAAACUUAAUCAUCGGCUCCUACAACGAUGAAGACUUUGGCCGCUUUCUGGCACUACUACGCAAUGCGUCGAUGCAUCAUCCCGAAAUGAUUGACUCGAUGAUGCUUCAACGUCUGUCGUUCGUGCUGCCCAAGUCUGUUUCGGUGGAUGCCUGGGCUUUGCUUGCGGCCGAAUCUCUGACUAACGCAGCCGCGAACGAGCAUGUUGCCAAGGAUAUGUAUGCUCAUGUGCAGUCAGUUCUUGGGCGUUUUGUGGCACACCGGCACGCUGGAGUACAACAAAGUACUCUUCGAGCUGUGUCGUGCCUUUUGAAUCAUUUGGCUAUACCUGAGAUCGAACGAUUGGUAGCCAACACAUCCGACGGUGGUCUUGGCAUGCUUAGGUAUUACGAAACGCACGAGCUCCCAGAAUGUCGCGGGAUGUUAUUUAAUGUUGCCAAGAAGUUGUACGAAAGGGAUGUGUCAUCUCAGGUGAAAACACGACUGAAAGCUUCAUUACUCCGCGGACUGUGCGACCCAGAUGGACUACUAAGAAAAGAAGCAUUUGAGUACUGGAACAAUUCGGAUUUUAUGAAGAACUCCUGUAGUGACCGGCUUCUCGCGGUCUUCGGGUCUUUGUACUCCCAAGAUUUUGACGAGAAAUGGGUGCUGUAUGCGACGAAUUUGCUUGUUGGGAUGUCGAAAGAGAGCGAUGCGUUUGAACGACCAUUAUUCCCAAGUGCGUUGGGCGGUGGCGAGUAUGCAGAAACCAGCAUUGAUGUGACUUGGGAGUCGACAGCGCAGUCAAUGACACCGCUGUUUUCUGUGGAAGCCGACACAUUCAGUGUUCGACGAGGUUCAACGCAGCAAAACAACAAUACUGCGCACUCUUUUUCAUCGGAAGGUGGAGGAUCAAUAGGUAGCACGUUGCAGUCCCAGUUGUUUACCUCCAAUUCGCACGCUUCAGCAGCAUUAACACCAAACUACAGUCAAAGCUUUGGGGAAGUGGAAGCUUUACAGCAGAGACCUGGAAGAAGACGCUUUUCUAAACAAUGCGCUACUGCAGCGUCCGUGAAAGACCCGUCGAGUUAUGACAAGAAGGCUUCAAAGCGCCAUUUUCAAGACCAGUAUGCUCUGCAAAAGAAGCAAGAAGAGGCUCGGGUGACCCGAGAGCGAAAAGAGCGCCAGGCCCGCGUAUCAAUUAAGAGAAAGUACCGCGUCGGUGAGUUUCCAGACAUUCAGAUUUCGCAGCAAGAUAUUGUGGAUCCCAUCAUAGCACUCUGCGAAGUCCACGUCGAAACAUCAAGUCUCGUGUUCGGUGCUCUGUUCUCAUCGAUUGUGGCAAACCCGCACUUUGAACAGUCUGGAAACAUCCCAGAGCUAGCGGAUAGACUCGAGAAGACGUUGACCCUCUCCAAGGCAUCCCCGGUGUACAGCGGCUGUAUCAUAUCAGCAUACUUCGCCAGUAUUGUCAGAAGCCCUAAUCUUUGCGAAAAACUGGUUAUUCCAGCAAAGGCUAUAGGGGAAGCGGGUCUGUCCAGCGGAAAGUAUCACCUCAGUGAGUUGGCACUGGAAGAACAGUUGAUUUAUGGCAUUCAGCAUAAUGGUCUGGGCCUGAAUCUAGGGUCGGAGGAAUCGGUCACAAGUUGGGAUCUUCUCCACAAGCUGUUGAGCACGGUGCACAAGCGGAACUUUCUGAUCGCGCUGUCAAUGGCAUGCGCCACAACAGACGAGUCCAAGCUUGCUCUCCAAGCACAACUAUCUGGAGACCUCCCGCUUGCCAUCGCGUCGUAUAAGAAAGCAGAAAGUACGUUGGAUUCACAAUUGGACAUUCUCGACGGUGGAAAGUCUCUUGCGACUGAGACGGAUGCCACGCGAUGCCGUUGGCAGCGAUUUAACUGCUUGGAAAUCUUAAACAACUGGGACACAUUGAUCAGCGAGAUUUCCGAUUUGAAUAAGAACGACAGCGAGUUUUUGUGGAAGCAGCGUGCGCCGUAUCAAGAGCAAGGUGUCGGGCAUUACAUGCGUUCCUGCUUAGGUCUCGCGGAGGCUAAGCGAAGUGACAGCUCGAACAGGGUGGAAGAUCUUCGCAGCUUCGUUGAGAAGGCAACCCACGAUUCGAUGAAGCACGGGCUUGUUCAGUCGAAAUUCCCGGUUGAAGCCUGUAUGGCGUACCUUUCGGUGGGUGACAAGAACCAAGCACGUGUGAGUAUCGAGAACUUUUACAGCAGCUUCCUGAAAGUAUGGAGAGAGACUAGCUCGAUGGCGUCAUCCUCUCGUUUGGAGCUGAUGCAGUCUCUGUCAUCAAUGGUGGAGAUUGACGAAGUAUUGCUACGUUUCGGUGGUGAUUACCAAAAUCCGCACGAGACGGAGCAGGUUGAUAUUAUGGGUUUCAUCGAUGCGUGGAGGAGAUCACCACCUUCCACAGGAGAGGACGGCAUGGUUCUAUGGUCUCAGCAUACAAUGGUCCAAAAUACCAUCGUUGGCCUUCUGCUGGAUUUUGGACACGCCCAAGGCACUUUGUCAGACGAGCUACGAUCAGCUGUUCUGGGGAUCAAGAGCAAUGUUAUGCUGCAAUAUGCCAAUGCCGCCAUUUCCUGCAACAUCUUAGCUCUGGCAUCGAAAAUGCUGAAGAACUACCGCGAGCUGUGCAACGCUCACCAACUCCCUAAGCUUAGUGUGCAGAUGGUUGAGGUGUUCGUUUCGCACGUACUGAAGUUGGUUGAUCGACAAGAGCACCAAUCCGGCAAGGAUGGCUUGAAUCCAACCUCGAUCAAGUUAAUCACAAGAUACUACGAGACAGCCACGAAAAUGUUUGACAACGUGGAGAUCAUGAACAUGAUGGUAACUGCAAGUGCAAAUGAUCAAGUAGCCAUGGGCUACUUGGAGGCGAAGGCAUUUGCUAGCGCUGCAGAAUUUUAUGCCAUUAAUGAUGUCGACGACAGCCUGAAAGAAGAAUACUUUUCUCGCUCACUCGACAUGUUCAAGGUUUCCUGUGAGCGCAUCAACGCAACGGCCAGCUCGCAAGGAAAACAAGGUGAACAAGCAUCAGCUGCAUUUCUGAGGUGCCGGUUGACCUUCAUUGAGUUUUUGAACGACUUGCUAUUCAAGCAGAAGAUGGAGAAGCUCAGUCAACUUGCCGACAGAAAAGCAUUGGUGAAGCUACUGGCUGUAAAUGUUCUUGGAGGCAUGGCUGCUGGAGAUCGUGAAUGCGCACACUACUUCCCUCAAAUAUGCGAUGUGAUAGCGCCUUACCCGGACAUCGUGACUGAUUUUGAGCAGUAUGUUCUCACAAAGUGCCCUCUCUGGACAUGCCUACAAUGGUCGGCUCAGCUCAUGGCUCUGCUGAACGGGCCGAUCGGUGGAACGAUUGUUUUGAUUUUGGAAAAGAUGGCCGAGAAAUACCCAGUAGCACUCUUCUAUGACUUCAUGGUUACGUGCAAGUCCUCCAUGGACUCAUUCAAAGUAAAUCUGCAUCGCCUGGAGGUUCUGCUCGCCAAUCCAGUGAUGGAGAAAUUCGUCACUGCCUUACGACUAAUCCACCACCCUGAAAUCCGGUUAAAAGAGGGUCUACGAGAGAUCGCCAAGCUCUUAGAAGACAAUCGAACGUCAGAUGCACGGCACAAAGUAGAACUCCUGUGGAAAGACUGUUUUUCGCCUGAUCGUCCACUACUCGGAGCCCAGAUCGGCCGCUACAAUCGUGACUGGAGCCGGAAAGCCAAGCGAGACGUUGAGAAGAUAAUGGGCAAAGAUGGCAGUAAGAUGACCUCAAAAACGGUCAACAGCGCUCGGGAGUGGAUCAUGAACCACUUCAGCGUUACCCCGGGCAGGUUUGGAAUCACGAAAGACAUGAAGGCACACCUCGGAGAUUUUGCAGAAUGGCUCGAGGAGUUUGAUCAUUCCAGCUGCUCGCUGGAACUCCCAGGACAGUACACGGCGUCUUGGGGCCCGCCAGAUCCGUCUACACAUGUGCGAAUUUUGAGCUUUGACUCGAUGCUUGGGGUGCUGGCCUCGAAGCAGCUGCCGAAAAGAUUGACGCUUCACUGCAGUGACGAGAAAGACUACACGUUUCUUGUCAAGGGCGGCGAAGACUUGCGCCUCGAUCAAAGAAUUGAGCAGCUCUUCGGUGUGAUGAACCAAAUUCUCCAGGCAGACCCACGGUGCCGUGAUCAGAGACUCUCUCUUACUAUCUACGACGUGAUCCCCAUGACUCAGGAGAUCGGAAUUCUCGAGUGGGUUAGUGGUACGUCGACGUUGAAAGGAGUUAUCGAGGCGCAACUGCAAAUCGACGAGCGCUGUACGGAUCUCAAGAGCAACAAGAGGCAGAAACUGGAACUGUUCAACACUACGGCGGCUAAGGCGUACGAAUCGUUUCUCCUGAAACAGCGUGGCGCGAGCUUCAGCGCAAAGGUUGUCGCUCCUCGCUCGAAGGACGUGGUGGACCAGUUCGCGAAAGUUCAGGCGAUGAUCCCAGGGGAUCUUUUGCGGCGUCAACUGCUGGGGUUGGGAUCAAACGUCGAGGCGUUCUUGCUGGUUCGAGAUCACUUUCUGAAGUCUCUGGCUGUGUUCAACGCGUGCUCCUACGUGCUCGGCAUCGGGGAUCGCCACCUGGAUAACUUCCUCUUUAACCUCUCGAACGGCCGUGUGAUCGGAAUCGACUUUGGAGUAAGUUUUGGUGCCGGCGCAAGUAUCCUUCCUGUUCCCGAGUUGAUCCCUUUCCGGUACACGAGGCAGAUGGACUUUGUUUUCCAGCCGUACGAUGGUGCGAAUCUACUAGCUCAAGAGAUGCAGGCAGUGUUUGAGGCGCUGCGCGCGAAGCGGCAGGUCGUGGAGAGCGUGAUGAACGUCUUCCUGCACGAACCUCUGCUGGAUUGGCAGCAGUCCACCACGACGUACCAGAAGGCGCUAUUUGAGGCAUCGGAGGGCGAUGAUCGGUCAACCCUGCAGGACAGUGACGUCGACAUGGAGGACGUGGAGGAGCUUACCCCCACGCGGGCGUCUCGUUCCAGCAAGAAGUUGAGUGCCUCCCCUGCUGGCGCUCCCGCUGCCACAGCAUGGCUGCCCGAUGUCAAGAUUGCAAUUGCGCGGAGGAAGUUGGAGGGCGUCUCACCCAAGCUGCUGCUGAAGGAGGAGCUGUCGCAGAACCCACACCUCAAGCCGCACAUUGGCAAGUUCCACGCUCUGGUCGACGCUGCGAGCAGCAGUGAGAGCGGCACCCACGAGAUGGCGGCAAUGAGCUCGCUAGCGCAAGCGCAAGAGCUUUUGGCGAUGGCUACUGCACCCGACGUGCUCGGGCGCACGUUUCAAGGAUGGAUGCCGUGGUUGUGA
Phytophthora sojae is the source of this 12096-nucleotide messenger RNA. RefSeq lists its product as hypothetical. The transcript is spliced from 12 exons. Gene Ontology annotation, cellular component: nucleus. The record is from RefSeq and is a predicted model, not a curated record. The coding region runs from base 1 to 12096 and encodes 4031 amino acids. Gene Ontology annotation, biological process: telomere maintenance; double-strand break repair via nonhomologous end joining. NCBI's taxonomy places the organism in Eukaryota, Oomycota, Peronosporomycetes, Peronosporales, Peronosporaceae. Gene Ontology annotation, molecular function: protein binding; DNA-dependent protein kinase activity.